AUGAGAGCACUGCGAGCGCUCCUCGCCCUUCUACUAGCAUUCUUCACCACCACACAAGCCUUCAUGAUCGACAGCGACGAGUACAAUGGAUUGGUCGACUACCCGCUCCCGAAAAGAAGCUUUGACCAAUUCUGGCGCAAUAUUCAGAUGCAAAUGCCAGGAACGCAAAAGAGAACCGAGUCGUUGUCGAGAGCCAGAGCCAAUGCCUACUAUAGACUCGGCUAGAAAACAGUCUGUGCUGUUCUGAAUUUGUUUUUUUAAAAACUCUGGAUCAUACAAAUACGAGGACCUUUCUUAAGUAUGGAGGAAGUUGUGCUAAAAUUAUAUAAAUUGUUUGUCUCACUCUUUGUAGCUCACAUCUGGAAAUCUAGCAUCCCAGACAUCAUUAUUCAAGCUUU
Cylicocyclus nassatus is the source of this 398-nucleotide messenger RNA. Lineage: Eukaryota; Metazoa; Nematoda; Chromadorea; Rhabditida; Strongylidae. The record is from the annotation of a GenBank genome assembly.